AUGCGGGCGCCUGGCGCCCCCGGCGCCGCGGCCUGGCUCGCGUGGGCCGCGGCCUGGCUGGCGGGGGCGGCGCGGGGCGGCGGCCCCGGGGCGGAGCCGGCGUGCGCCGCCCCGGCCCGCGGCGCUGCGCGGCUCUGCGCGGAGCAGGCAGCCGCCGAGCGCUGGGGAAGGCCGGCGGGAGGCGCCGGCCCCCGGGCGUGGAGCCUCUCCUCAGAAAGCCUCCUCGAUUCUUUUCCAAUUGAUCCUAUCCAGGAAAAUUAUGUCCGUAAUGUGAGAAACUGUAUUUUUUCGGUUGCUUAUCCUACACCUUUUAAAUCUAGAGUUCUUCUUGUAGCUGUUUCAAAGGAAGUUCUUGAAAAUAUUUUAGAUCUUGAUAUAUCUGUCAAAGAAAAAGCUGAUUUUCUUCAGUUCAUCAGUGGUGAAAAAGUGACACUCGGAUCUAUUCCAUUGGCACACAGAUAUGGAGGUCAUCAGUUUGGUGUCUGGGCAGGUCAGCUGGGUGAUGGAAGAGCCCACUUGAUUGGAGUAUAUACAAACAGGCAUGGUGAGAGGUGGGAACUACAGUUAAAGGGUUCAGGAAAGACCCCAUAUUCCAGGAAUGGCGAUGGAAGAGCAGUGCUUCGCUCUUCUGUGCGAGAAUUUUUAUGUAGUGAGGCUAUGCACUAUCUUGGGAUUCCUACAAGCAGAGCUGCUAGCUUAGUUGUAAGUGAUGAUGUGGUGUGGAGAGACCAGUUUUACAAUGGAAAUAUUAAGAAAGAAAGAGGUGCAAUAGUGCUCCGUGUUGCCAAAUCAUGGUUUCGUAUAGGAUCCUUGGAGAUCUUAGCACAUUCAGGGGAACUGGAUUUACAAAGAAGAUUGCUAGACUUUGUCAUCCAGGAACAUUUUCCAUCAAUAGCAAUGAAUGAUUCAAAUAGAUACCUGGAAUUUUUCUCUGCAGUUGUGUUAGAGACUGCAAAUCUGAUUGCCCUCUGGAUGUCUGUGGGUUUUGCACAUGGUGUAUGCAAUACAGAUAACUUCAGUUUAUUAUCCAUAACAAUAGAUUAUGGUCCAUUUGGAUUUAUGGACUCCUAUGAUCCAAAUUUUGUUCCAAACACAUCUGAUGAUGAAAGGAGGUAUAAAAUAGGAAACCAGGCAAAUGUUGGGCUGUUUAAUCUGAACAAGCUGUUACAAGCUCUAAAACCUUUAUUGGAUCCCAGGCAAAAGCAGAUUUUUACAGAACUAUUUAAAAGAAAACUGGGUCUUCUGGGGGAGAAUGAGGAGGAUAACUAUUUGAUUGCUUUUCUUCUAAAUCUCAUGGAAGAUGUGAAGGCUGAUUUUACAAUGACAUUUCGACAGCUCAGUGAAAUUACUGAAGACCAAUUAAAGAAACUCCAUAUUCCUGAGGAGUUCUGGGCUCUGCAGGAUCUGGCUAAACACAAGUUAUUUUCAGAAUGGGUUACUAUGUACCUCUUGAGGUUAAAUCGUAACAAAGAUGAUUCUGACAUUAAAAGAAGAAAGAGAAUGGCAACUGUUAAUCCUAGGUAUGUGCUUAGGAACUGGAUAGCAGAAUCAGCAAUACAAAAAGCGAAUCUGAAUGAUUUUUCAGAGGUUCACCUCCUGCAGCAGGUUUUACAACAUCCUUUUCAUAAACAACAGGCUGCAGAGAAAGCGGGCUACUCGGUACGUCCACCAGAUUGGGCCAGGGAUCUUAAAGUAAGCUGUUCAUCCUGAGAAAAAGUUGACCGAAUAAGAAAAAAGAUCAAGGUCAGAGUUCAGGCCUUCAAAUGGGAUUAAGGAAUCAAGCCACAGGAACUUUUCUCCUUUAUUCUUUAGAGACUGGAAUUUGCUACUGUCUAGAUGAAGUCUUGACCAACUUUAUAAAAAUAAGGAAAUGGACUACUGUGUAUGGUUGCAUCAACAAUUUAUAUUGGCAUUUAUAAUUUUUCAGUUGUGCAUUAAUUUGAGUCUCAAUAAUACAAUGCUGCCAAACUAUAACAA
Molecule: messenger RNA, 1977 nt
Organism: Rhea pennata
Lineage: Eukaryota; Metazoa; Chordata; Aves; Rheiformes; Rheidae
Product: protein adenylyltransferase SelO-like
Exons: 18
Coding region: 1-1710 (569 amino acids)
Source: RefSeq, a predicted model, not a curated record